AUGGAGAUAAGCAUGACCCAUCCCACGCAUGAAUGGUUCGAAGAGUUAAACCUCCGUUGGUACGCAUUACCAGCGGUGUCAGGCAUGCGUUUCGACUGUGGAGGUAUCGAAUUCACUGCUAAUGCUUUCAAUGGCUGGUACAUGAGCACUGAAAUCGGCUGCCGCAACUUCUGCGACAAUAACCGUCUUAAUAUGUUAGAGAAAAUAGCUCAAAAGAUGGGUCUGGAUACAAGAACUCCCAUUACCCUUUGGAAGGAUAAGGCUCUAGUGGAGUGCAAUGUGGCUGUUCUACACAGUUUCCAACAACACAAUGCUACUAUAGUGGAUCACCACACUGCUUCUGAGAGCUUUGUAAAGCAUCUUGACAAUGAAAAUAGAUUGAGGUCGGGCUGCCCAGCAGACUGGAUUUGGAUUGUUCCUCCAAUGUCAUCAUCUGUUACUCCAGUUUUCCAUCAAGAAAUGGCGCUAUAUUACCUAAGACCUUCUUAUGAAUAUCAGGAACCCGCUUGGAAGACUCACCAGUGGCAGAAAUUGAAACCGAUAAGUGGCAAGAAACCCAUUAAUAGGAAGUUUCAUUUCAAGCAAAUAGCACGCGCUGUCAAAUUUACAUCUAAGCUAUUUGGACGCGCCCUUUCCAAGCGGAUAAAAGCGACCGUCUUGUAUGCAACCGAGACUGGUAAAUCUGAGCAAUAUGCUAAGGAACUCGGGGUUAUUUUCGGACAUGCAUUUAACGCUCAAGUCCACUGUAUGGCUGAUUAUGAUAUAACAUCUAUAGAACACGAAGCACUUCUUCUAGUGGUAACCUCAACUUUCGGAAAUGGUGACCCACCAGAGAACGGUGUCGCCUUUGGAGAACAUCUCUGCGAAUUACUAUAUGCCGAUCAGGUCGAAGAAAAUUCUGGUAAUCAAAUGUUGACACCCAAAUCUUUCAUAAAGGCCAAUAGUCAAAUAGAAUUGCAAAGAUAUGCUUCAAGUAAUCCAAGAAAAUUGAAUAGAUUGGAAUCGUUGAAAGGUAGCACAACUGACGCCACAUCUAUAGACAGUUUUGGUCCCCUGAGCAAUGUCCGUUUCGCGGUAUUCGCUCUGGGCUCAAGUGCAUAUCCAAACUUUUGUAACUUCGGCAAGUACGUAGACAAGUUGCUUGUUGACCUUGGAGGGGAACGAAUUCACGACCUUGCGACCGGUGACGAGAUGUGCGGUCAAGAUCAGGCCUUCCGGAAGUGGGCCUCUAGCGUCUUUAACGUUUCGUGUGAAACAUUCUGCUUGGACGAUGAUGAAACUUUACAAGAAGCUAAGAGAGCCCUAGGCACAGUAGCUCUUAGUGAGGAAACAGUACGUUUUACGAACCCAACGUGUCGCCCUCCGGCGUUGCAAAGCGCCUUGCAGUCAGCUCUUAAUAAAAAAUUUGUGAAUUGUCUUGUAAAAGCUAACAAAGAUUUAGGAGACGAAUCUGCCGAGAGGUCCACCAUAUUCAUUGAUUUAGAGCCGAAGGAGGAGAUCAAGUACGACCCUGGUGAUCACGUUGGCAUAAUUGCUUGCAAUCGUAAAGAGCUAGUUGACAGCAUAUUGUCCCGUGUAAAAGACGUUGAUAACUUUGACGAACCUUUACAACUACAAUUUAUGAAAGAAACACAUACUUCGAGCGGUCCAGUAAAAACUUGGGAGCCUCAUGAAAGACUUCCAGUUGUGAGCGUUCGAGAUCUAUUUACAAGAUUUUUGGAUAUUACAACACCACCAACGAUAAUUCUGCUUCAGUAUUUAGCUACAACUUGUGAAAAUGAAGAAGAGGCCAAACAGCUUAACACACUUGCAACUGAUCCGGGAGCGUACGAGGAUUGGCGUCAUUAUUACUUCCCAACUGUCGCUGAAUUCACAUACAAAACACAAGAUGGUGAAGGACCUGUUCACUAUGGAGUUUGCUCGAAUUAUCUUAUGGAUCGUAAACCUGGGGAUGAGGUUUAUCUGUUCAUCAGAAGUGCUCCAAACUUCCAUCUCCCUCAAGACUUGUCAGUUCCCCUAAUUCUAAUUGGACCUGGAACUGGUAUUGCGCCUUUCCGUGGAUUCUGGCAUCAUCGUCGAGCUCAACUUAACUCUCGUACGCGUUCCAAUGCUGGUCCGGUGUGGCUAUUCUUUGGGUGUCGAACAAAGAACAUGGACUUGUACAACGAAGAAAAAGAACAGGCGCUCAAAGAAGGAGUUCUCUCUAAAGUUUUUCUUGCGUUGUCUCGAGAGAAUAACGUCCCAAAAAUGUACGUUCAAGAAUUAGCGGAGAAGGAAGGACUUGAAAUUCAUGACUUAUUAGUGAACCGAGGAGCACAUUUCUAUGUUUGUGGAGACUGUAAAAUGGCUGAAGACGUUCAUCAGAAGCUUAAAGGAAUUAUAAAGAAACACGGCAAUAUGGCCGAUGAACAAGUACAAAACUUUAUGUACAUGCUAAAGGAGGAAAAUCGAUAUCAUGAAGACAUCUUCGGCAUCACACUGCGCACUGCCGAAGUCCAUUCUGCUUCCCGGGAAUCAGCUCGUAGAAACCGUGUAGCUGCGCAACCUUGA
Arctia plantaginis is the source of this 2550-nucleotide messenger RNA. The record is from the annotation of a GenBank genome assembly. NCBI's taxonomy places the organism in Eukaryota, Metazoa, Arthropoda, Insecta, Lepidoptera, Erebidae.